AUAUAUGGAUAUUGAUCCUUCCCAUAUUACGAGUGAUUCCACGGUUCAACACCACUUUAUUGGAAGAUUUGUGAAUAUUACUCCAUAAAAACAUCUGUUUUAAGUAUAAUUAAAUCUUUCUAAAAAAAUAAAAAAUUUAUUCACCUACACAUUUAUAAAAUUAUGGAAAGUGUGAAUUGUCCAAACGACAUACACACUGACCAGAGAUAGUCAUAUGGUAGGGUCGAUUACGUCGAAGCCUGAUAGGAAAAGGUUAUUUGAUCCGGAAGUCCUGCUUACACCGAGUUUUUACUUUUUUCUCACAUCGGAUGUUUUCAUCUUACUCAUAUUAUUUCUAAACAGGGAUAAGGAAUGUGACGUUCCACUAUAUACAUGGCUGGUUGUCGGCCUUCUCCUGAGUUUCCCAUCUUCUUAUUUGACCUACAUAAUAAACAACGCAUAUGGGACCAAAUCAGGGUUAUUGGCCGAAGUUGUUCUACUCAUCGUCAGUUUUUUCUGGAUGGCCGUUGGAACAAUAGAGGUUUCAAUGUCGACGACAUGCCAGAAUACAAAUCCAGGGGUCUGGUGGGUUUCUUUCGUCUCAAUUAAUAUUUUCUGGUGUGUAGUUGUAGGAUUUAUCAUCUCUUGUAUCGUAAUCACCUUGGGAAUCAUGUUCUUUCAAGGUGGAAGGAACCCAGAAUUUAAUAUUGAGUAGUGAUUCCCAAGAUAUAAUAAUAAUUUAAUUAUUUCAAUGA
This is a messenger RNA of Theileria parva strain Muguga, 734 nucleotides long. RefSeq names its product putative integral membrane protein. The transcript is spliced from 9 exons. The record is from RefSeq and is a predicted model, not a curated record. Lineage: Eukaryota; Apicomplexa; Aconoidasida; Piroplasmida; Theileriidae. Bases 215 to 694 code for a protein of 159 amino acids.